Messenger RNA from Umbelopsis ramanniana AG, 1312 nucleotides. RefSeq lists its product as uncharacterized. Gene Ontology annotation, biological process: positive regulation of RNA polymerase II transcription preinitiation complex assembly. Gene Ontology annotation, cellular component: proteasome regulatory particle, base subcomplex; cytosolic proteasome complex. Gene Ontology annotation, molecular function: ATP hydrolysis activity; ATP binding; proteasome-activating activity. The transcript has 7 exons. The record is from RefSeq and is a predicted model, not a curated record. Lineage: Eukaryota; Fungi; Mucoromycota; Umbelopsidomycetes; Umbelopsidales; Umbelopsidaceae. The coding region runs from base 49 to 1248 and encodes 399 amino acids.
AGCUGCCUCUGGAUCUACCCUACUGCAAUUCUUAAUAACCAGCACACCAUGUCUGCUCAACCAUCUUCCUCGAGCCCUGAGCAGGAUGCUAGACAAAAGUCACUCAAUACCUACCGACGAAAGCUCCUUGAGCAUAGAGAAAUGGAAGCAAAAGUGAAAGAACUACGAAUGGGUCUUAAGGGUCUCGAUAAAGAGUUUGACAAAUCAGAAGACGAUAUAAAGGCUCUGCAGAGCGUGGGUCAAGUUAUAGGAGAAGUGUUGAAACAACUUGACGAAGAGCGAUUCAUUGUCAAGAACACAAGUGGACCACGCUACGUUGUCGGCUGCCGUAACCGCGUUGACAAGGACAAGCUGAAACAAGGCACUCGCGUUGCCUUGGAUAUGACCACACUCACAAUCAUGCGAAUUCUUCCUCGAGAAGUUGAUCCUUUGGUAUACAACAUGUCUUUGGAAGAUCCCGGUUCCGUUAGUUUUGCUGGAAUUGGUGGUCUAGGAGAUCAAAUCAGAGAAUUGCGUGAAGUCAUCGAACUGCCUUUGAUGAACCCCGAGCUUUUCUUGCGUGUUGGUAUCAAACCACCGAAAGGUGUCUUGCUUUACGGUCCUCCUGGAACUGGUAAAACCCUCUUGGCCAGAGCUGUUGCCAGUACGCUGGAAACCAACUUUUUGAAAGUUGUAUCCAGUGCCAUUGUCGACAAAUAUAUUGGAGAAAGCGCUAGAUUGAUUCGAGAAAUGUUUGGUUAUGCAAAGGAGCAUGAGCCAUGUAUCAUCUUCAUGGAUGAAAUUGAUGCUAUUGGUGGAAGGAGAUUUUCAGAAGGUACAUCUGCCGAUCGUGAGAUUCAGAGGACCUUGAUGGAGUUGCUUAACCAAAUGGACGGUUUCGAUUACCUUGGUCAAACUAAACUCAUCAUGGCAACGAAUCGACCGGAUACCUUGGAUCCUGCACUUUUAAGACCUGGUCGAUUAGACAGAAAGAUUGAAAUACCAUUACCCAACGAGCAAGGUCGAUUGGAGAUUCUAAAGAUUCACUCAGGAGGUAUCGCAAAGCACGGUGACAUAGAUUAUGAAGCUAUUGUCAAACUAUCGGAUGGCUUUAACGGAGCAGAUCUUAGAAAUGUUUGCACGGAAGCUGGUAUGUUUGCCAUUCGUGAUGAACGUGAUUACGUUAUUCAAGAAGACUUUAUGAAGGCAGUACGAAAGGUUGCUGAUGCAAAGAAAUUGGAAACCAAACUUGACUAUGAGAAAUUGUAAAUUGUUUGUUCAUUGAUAAACUUGAAAAAAAGCGACUAUAUUUUCAUUGAAAGUAGGGGAAUAU